Molecule: messenger RNA, 4906 nt
Organism: Malaclemys terrapin pileata
Lineage: Eukaryota; Metazoa; Chordata; Testudines; Emydidae
Gene: WNT7A
Product: Wnt family member 7A
Exons: 4
Coding region: 833-1882 (349 amino acids)
Biological process (GO): canonical Wnt signaling pathway; cell fate commitment; multicellular organism development
Cellular component (GO): extracellular region
Molecular function (GO): cytokine activity; frizzled binding
Source: RefSeq, a predicted model, not a curated record
CCCUAAACACUGAGCUGGUGAAGAGAAAAGAGAAGGGAAAACGGAUCAUCCUAGAGAAAGAUUAAAGCAACGCAGAUCGGUGUAGCCUAGCAUACUAAAGCGUCAGGAGGUUUGCACACCUUUGGGGGUUUCUGCGUAUCUUCACAAGCAUAUUUACUGCGGUGUCUCAUAAGGAAAUUAACCUGUUACACUCGUUCUAGUUGGGACUGUCAUUCAGUAGAGUCUAUGCUCCUUUCCCUGAUCCUUGACUUAAGGAAGGACUGCAGAAACCCACCUUCCGCUUAGGAGAAUCGGUGGCGCUUCUUUACAAGCAGGUGGUCUGUUUGCGCUUUCUUAUUCCCUUCUCCCCCUUCACCCCACCUCCCGGCUGGACAACUCCCUCCUUUGGAGAACACGCCCAAGUAGCUGAAGAAGAGAGAGAGAGAAAAAAAGAAGAGAUAGAUAGUAACAUUGAACCUGAGGGGAGAUCCAGAGCUGCUGCGUGCAGAGAGAGAUCACUGCAGCCUAUACAUUCCCAGCACUAAAGUAUUACGUGUGACAGGCAUACAAAUCCGAAAUAAAAAGAAAAAAAAGAGAGAGAGAGAGAGAGAGAGACAGACAGACACAGGGUGGGUGAGUGAGUGAGAGAGAGACCCAGCUGAGGGAUAUGGUGUUUGUCUCUUGGGAUUUACAAACACACACUGCCUGUUCAGAUCACAAGAGGGUUUGUCUGUUUUGUCUGCACUACCUUGACCCGGAGCUGCACUGUCUGAGGCAACGAGAAAUUAACCAGCACGAAUAGCAUUAGAGGCAUCAUUUUGCAUGGUGAUCUGAAAAUCAGCAAACAAGGAAUAUGAACAGGAAAACAAGGCGUUGGAUUUUCCAUAUCUUUCUGAGCCUAGGGAUUGUAUAUAUCAAAAUUGGGGGUUUUUCCUCUGUGGUGGCUCUGGGGGCCAGCAUCAUCUGUAACAAGAUCCCGGGUUUAGCUCCUAGACAGAGGGCAAUCUGUCAGAGCAGACCCGAUGCUAUCAUAGUGAUCGGAGAAGGGUCUCAAAUGGGAAUCAACGAAUGUCAAUUUCAAUUCCGAAAUGGACGCUGGAAUUGCUCUGCCUUGGGGGAAAGGACGGUCUUUGGAAAAGAGCUGAAAGUGGGUAGCAGAGAAGCAGCAUUCACAUAUGCCAUCAUUGCCGCUGGAGUAGCACAUGCGAUCACUGCUGCCUGUACCCAGGGAAACCUAAGCGACUGUGGCUGUGAUAAAGAAAAACAGGGACAGUACCAUAAAGACGAAGGAUGGAAAUGGGGAGGUUGUUCUGCUGACAUCAGAUAUGGAAUAGGAUUCGCCAAAGUGUUUGUGGAUGCAAGGGAGAUUAAACAGAAUGCAAGGACUCUCAUGAACUUGCACAACAACGAGGCAGGACGUAAGAUUCUUGAAGAAAACAUGAAAUUAGAGUGCAAGUGCCAUGGAGUUUCAGGAUCUUGUACUACUAAGACAUGCUGGACAACCCUUCCUAAAUUCCGGGAGCUGGGCUACAUCCUUAAGGACAAAUACAAUGAAGCAGUUCAGGUUGAACCGGUGAGGGCAAGUCGCAACAAGCGUCCAACCUUCCUUAAAAUAAAGAAGCCACUGUCCUACCGCAAACCCAUGGAUACAGAUUUAGUGUACAUAGAAAAAUCUCCAAAUUACUGUGAAGAAGAUCCUGUCACUGGCAGUGUGGGAACACAGGGCAGAAUGUGCAACAAAACAGCCCAGCAGACCAAUGGCUGUGAUCUGAUGUGUUGUGGUCGAGGUUACAAUACACACCAGUACUCACGAGUGUGGCAGUGCAACUGUAAAUUCCAUUGGUGCUGCUAUGUAAAGUGUAAUACGUGCAGUGAAAGAACAGAAGUGUACACCUGUAAAUGAAAGUGUGGCUGGGGAAGGUGACUCUAGAUCCCUAGGAAUGAAUACAUUUGCACAUGAGCUCAACACAACUACUCAAGACUGUAGCAAAGACCUGCUUUCUUCCAAAAGAAAAGCUAAUGAACGGAUCUGUCUUUUCCUCUCAUGUUUCAGUACUUAUGUGGAUACACAUUAAAGACUUGUAUAAAUUAUCCAAAAAAAACAAAACAAAACAAAAAACCAAGCCACUUGACACAUAAAACAGAGGAAAAAAAUCAUCUAAACUAAUCUGCACCUCCAAAGCUUAAUGCAAUGACUGCCUUAUGAAAAGAACACCCAGUCAAGUGAAAAAAAUCUGAGAGCUUGGCAACUGACUCUUUUGGUUUGGAAAAAGUUGGUUAAAUACACAAGCUACUGUGCAUAAGGGAUGGGUUGGGUGGGGGAAACAAAACAAAACUUUAACAUGGUCUUUGCACAGGAUGGGGUGACAAUGCUCCAGUGUGAAUUUCUACUUAAGUGUGGAUUAUGCAGAUUUAGGUUUCUACACUUGUGAAAAGCUUCUGCUGGUCUUGCCUGUCUUUCCAUUUCACACAAUUUGCUACAGCAAGUAGAACUGUUGAAGUUUUCCAUAGACACUGGUUUAUCUGCCUUUAUUUUUUUGUGCUGCAGAUUUUAGCACAGGGAUUUGGGACAUCUGGGCAUAAUAAUAGCAAUAUUUAACAAUUUAUUCAGAUAAAACUAAUAUUAAUUUAUUUAAAUAAAAAAGAACUCUACAACAUUUUUGGAACUAUUCUGCAAUUAAAGUAGAUAGCUUGCUUUCUUUGUGGAAUAAUUAUUUUGUAGAUACGGCAAGGAAAAAACUGAAGCUGUAUAUAUUAUUCUUUACUCGGAUAUUUCUACUAGUUGGAUUUGCAGGAUAUUUUCUGCAGUACUAGAUGUUUAAGUACAAAAGCAGGCAUCUUUUAUAAUUUUUUUCUGUUUGCUGCUAGUUGUCUGGAAAAAUCAAACUGGUAGUGAGUAUAAUCUCUUUACAAUACACUUUUUUUUUCCAAUUAAAGAGGAGCAUUAUGAAAAUCCAGUUUGGAAUACAUCAAAAAUAAAUAUGAAACUCCAGACAAACUUCCACCUUUUGGAAAAUGAACCAUAGGAUAAGAGUAUAUUUUGUAAGAGACUAUUUUUAUAUGAAUAUUUUAUUUAUACUAUGUCUGCUUGUAUAAUUCUAUAACCUGUACUUUUCCCUCAAAACAGGCAUACUAUUUGUAAUUCUUAGGCUAUUUAACAGAUAAAGGCUGAUUAGUUUGUGGACACAAGAGCAGCAAGCAGGAUACAUUUAGCUGCAAUUGGUAGAUGUGUCAAAAUGCAGAAUGAACUUUCUCUCCGGAUGUAUGUACAAACUGGCUCUCUUCCUGCAGUUCAAUUUGCAGAAUAUGCAAAACAAGAACAGGGUAUGUAGCAUCAAUUUUGUCACAUGGCUUGAAUUCAUGAUUGGUAUUAACUGGAUGCUCAUUUAUCCCAUUCAGAAAAAAAAUCUGAAUUAGCUUCCCACAUGCGUCAGUCAUUAAACUGUGGUGUUAUGACUAGCAAAUGUGCUGUGUGUGCUGUCAGUUAAACCUCUAUAUUGUGUUACUGUCAAAUUUGAUUUUAUCAGUGGAAGACUGUAGACUAUGACUGUAAAAACUAGCAUGACACACAUCGCCUGAUUCUCAUAGAUAAGAUACAAAGCUUACAGUUUUUGCCCAACUGGUUUUGGCAUUUGCCUUACUCUUUCCCUCCAAAAAGUUCUGAGUUAAAAAACUCAAACCACAUUUAGGCAAACAUUAAACAAUCUAUUUCUCCACAGUCCCAUUAAGUCCUUCUUGUACUUUCUUUUUAUAUUUCCUUUCUCAUCUGGGAAACUAGAAGUGAUGUGGGUGAGUAAAUAAAUAUUCCCACUCCCGGCUGGAAUCUUUUUGCUUGCUUCUCCUGCCUGAAUCAUUUAGAGCCUCACACACAGUUCUAAUUUCAAUGGUGGUUUUGCGUGAGUAAAGACUACAGGACCAGGCUCUUACUGAUAUCACAUGUUCCACUGUUUGGGACAUAUGACAAACACUUCCAUAGUUGAGAAAUGUGAGAUCACUCAGUCAAAAAGGUCGAGACACUGACAACAAGGGAAACAAACAAGUUAUCUAGGAGGCUGUGCUCUCCAGUGACUCCCAUUGAUAUUAAUAAGUAUUAGAACAAAUAGACAAUAAGCAAAUUAGUAAUAGGUCUGAUUCAUUGAUUUUUGUAGGUGUUCUGCCUGUACUUGGACUGCAAGAUUGGGACCACAUGAGAAAGGAAACGAUGGAAGUAGUACAAGAUAAUUUUACAGGAUUUGGGUAAAAUAAUGUAUUUUCAGCAUUGCCCUGAAUGCAACAUAUUGUUUACACACACACACACACACACACACACACACACAAUACCUGCUCCUUGCCAUGUACAAUUAAGGAUAUAGUGUUUCUUUGCAGAUUUGCCAUUUAUCACGUUACAGCAACUCAGACACCAAUGUAUGAGAUAUCAAAGUAGAAGUUGGAUAAGAUUAACACAGUUUACUUUCAACCUUGUGACUUGUCAACGUGAAACAAUUUAAAAGUAGUAUUUUUUUUAUAAUGGAGCUUAUAUUUUUUUCAGGAUUCUAAAUUUUGUGUAUUAAAGAUUGAAAAUGGGACCUAAAAUUCAAGAAUAUACAUACAAUAUGGAGAUUAAUUACAAUUAUACAACAUGGUUUAAUAAUGCAGAUCUCUGAUAAAGUUAAUCAUGGUGCAAUUUUUUUUUUUACAGUAUGCAUUGGCUUUCACUAAGUAGAUACACAACACAGUCAACAGUUUGUUGUUCUUCACUGAUUACAGUAAUCUAACAAAGUGUUAUUUUUGCAGUAUGUUUUUACCAUAGGAAAGCAUUCUGUAAAAGUGCUGCUUUCUGUAUAUUUCGAUACAUUGGUGAUGCACAGUGUACAACUAGCACAUUAACUCGUAAAAGACAGAUUUCUUUAAAGAAUUUUAAUCACAAUAAUAAAGAACUGGAUGGAUA